UUAGACUGUGCAGUGUGCAGUUACAUAUGGUUUAAUUUAUCCUUGACUACUAUAAAUUCAUUGCCUUUUACGGAAUUAUGGAGUGUUUCUGAUUGUGACAUCAGUACUGUGUCCUACUUCGCUGGGUAAUUUUAGUAUCGAAUGUGUUGUGAGUCAUAAUAUUUUUCGUUAACGGACGUUGUUUUAACGUGGCGUGCGUGAGUUUAUCGCUUUUUGUGCUCGUUGAAAUUUCAUUUAUUUUGAAAAAGCUAAACAACAAAAUGUCGUCGCGUAAAACAGCUGGACGUCGUGGUACCAACAAGAAGCGUGCUCAACGUGCCACUUCCAAUGUCUUUGCUAUGUUUGAUCAGGCUCAAAUAUUGGAGUUCAAGGAGGCUUUUAACAUGGUUGAUCAAAACCGUGAUGGGUUUGUAGACAAAGAUGAUCUUCAUGACAUGUUGGCGUCAUUGGGUAAAAAUCCUACUGAAGAUUACUUGGAAGGCAUGAUGAAUGAGGCUCCUGGACCAAUAAACUUCACAAUGUUCCUAACUCUAUUUGGUGAACGUUUGCAAGGCACUGAUCCUGAAGAUGUCAUAAAAAAUGCUUUUGGAUGUUUUGAUGAAGAGAAUUUAGGUGUAAUACAGGAGGAUCGUCUAAGGGAAUUGCUGACUACUAUGGGGGACCGCUUUACUGAUGAUGAUGUUGAUGAAAUGUUACGUGAGGCACCAAUACGUGAUGGCUUGUUUGACUAUGUGGAGUUUACACGCAUUCUUAAGCAUGGAGCCAAAGAUAAGGAUGAACAAUAAACUUGGCAGAUGUGUAGCAAUUUAUUAUCACUUAUCUUCUGCUGUUACCUAAUUAUGGAUUUAUUAUAUGUUAUCCGAAAUAGCUUGUUUAAGCAUUAAGUUACUUUUAUGAAUUAUUCUAUUAAUCUCUUAGUACAUUGCGGUGCUAACAAUGUAGUAGGUAUGUGUGAUCUUUGGAAGGAUUUUUGGCAAAAAAUGAAUCUGGUAGAAAUAUGGUUAGAACUAUUAGACUGUACUUCAUGUAUUUGAGCAUUUAAAAAGUAUUUAAAUUAUCAUUCCUUUAAAAGUGACUGUUUAAAAAUACAUUGUCAUAUAAUAUUAAGUUUGAUAUGAAUUUUUCAUGUAUGCAACAUAAACAUUAACAAACCCAAUAACCAUGUAAAUUUGUAUUACAUAAUAAAGUAUUAACAUUAAA
Molecule: messenger RNA, 1200 nt
Organism: Pieris brassicae (large cabbage white)
Lineage: Eukaryota; Metazoa; Arthropoda; Insecta; Lepidoptera; Pieridae
Gene: sqh
Product: myosin regulatory light chain sqh
Exons: 4
Coding region: 261-785 (174 amino acids)
Biological process (GO): locomotion; post-embryonic development
Cellular component (GO): cytoplasm; myosin II complex
Molecular function (GO): calcium ion binding; myosin heavy chain binding
Source: RefSeq, a predicted model, not a curated record